AUGUGAUGGCAGCCGGGAAGAGGCGCUCCUCACUUCCUAGAUGGGAUGGCGGCCGGGCAGAGACGCUCCUCACUUUCCAGACUGGGCAGCCAGGCAGAGGGGCUCCUCACAUCCCAGACGAUGGGCGGAGACCGGAAGGUUUUUCAAAGGCCUGCUUUAGGAGAGUUGUGUUUACAUGGUAAAGAAGGCGUAUAGGCAGAAGGCCCUCUCCUGCCACCCAGACAAAAAUCCAGAUAAUCCCAGAGCAGCUGAACUCUUCCACCAGCUUUCUCAGGCCUUGGAGGUGCUGACCGAUGCUGCAGCCAGGGCUGCAUAUGACAAGGUCAGGAAAGCCAAGAAGCAAGCAGCAGAGAGGACCCAGAAACUUGAUGAGAAAAGGAAGAAAGUGAAGCUUGACCUGGAGGCCCGGGAGCGGCAGGCCCAGGCCCAGGAGAGUGAGGAGGAAGAGGAGAGCCGGAGCACCAGGACACUAGAGCAAGAGAUCGAACGCCUGAGAGAAGAGGGUUCCCGGCAGCUGGAGGAACAGCAGAGGCUGAUCCGGGAGCAGAUACGCCAGGAGCGUGACCAGAGGUUGAGAGGAAAGGCAGAAAAUACUGAAGGCCAAGGAACCCCCAAACUAAAGCUAAAAUGGAAGUGCAAGAAGGAGGAUGAGUCAAAAGGUGGCUACUCCAAAGACGUCCUCCUACGGCUUUUGCAGAAGUAUGGUGAGAUUCUCAACCUGGUGCUUUCCAGUAAGAAGCCAGGCACUGCUGUGGUGGAGUUUGCAACCGUCAAGGCGGCGGAGCUGGCUGUCCAGAAUGAAGUUGGCCUGGUGGAUAACCCUCUGAAGAUUUCCUGGUUGGAGGGACAGCCCCAGGAUGCCGUGGGCCGCAGCCACUCAGGAGUGUCAAAGGGCUCAGUGCUGUCAGAGAGGGACUACGAGAGCCUCGUCAUGAUGCGCAUGCGCCAGGCGGCCGAGCGGCAACAGCUGAUCGCACGGAUGCAGCAGGAAGACCAGGAGGGGCCGCCUACGUAGCCCCAGCUCCAGCCAUCCACCCCUCAGCCCUUUUCUUCAACGUCACCAAUAAAAUUUUUUUUUUUUUUUAA
Messenger RNA from Pan troglodytes (chimpanzee), 1086 nucleotides. RefSeq names its product DnaJ heat shock protein family (Hsp40) member C17 (gene DNAJC17). Gene Ontology annotation, biological process: spliceosomal complex disassembly. Gene Ontology annotation, molecular function: RNA binding. Gene Ontology annotation, cellular component: spliceosomal complex. Lineage: Eukaryota; Metazoa; Chordata; Mammalia; Primates; Hominidae. The record is from RefSeq and is a predicted model, not a curated record. The transcript has 11 exons. The coding region runs from base 176 to 1015 and encodes 279 amino acids.